UGUGGGUGUGUGUGUGUGUGUGACUUCGCUGUUUCCACAGAACACGGAGCACGGCGGGGCCGUGUGUGUGUGUGUGACUUCGGUGUUUCCACAGAACACGGAGCACGGCGGGGCCGUGUGUGUGUGUGACUUCGGUGUUUCCACAGAACACGGAGCACGGCGGGGCCUGCCCGGCGGGGCCUGCCCGGCGGAGCGGGGCCCGGCCCGCGGCCUCUGCGGCGGCCCGCGGCGGGGGGAGGUGCCUGGAGCUGUUGAGCCACAUGAAGUUUAAAGUGAGGUGGAAAUACACCUGAAGACGGGGUAGGAACCACGUCCGGGAAGGCUGAGGCUGGAGAAGGCACGCCCUGUAAGGUGGCAUACCAACACAUCCAAAAUGUCGAUGGAUGUAACUUUCCUUGGCACAGGCUCAGCGUAUCCCUCUCCAACGAGAGGAGCAUCGGCGUUAGUGCUUCGCAGGGAAGGAGCGUGCUGGCUCUUCGACUGCGGAGAGGGAACUCAAACACAAUUCAUGAAGAGCCAUCUCAAAGCAGGCAGAAUUACCAAGAUCUUCAUAACUCAUCUUCACGGCGACCACUUUUUUGGACUUCCUGGCCUGCUGUGUACACUUAGCCUCCAAAGUAGCCCUGACCCAAACAAACCACCUGUUGAUAUUUAUGGACCAUUAGGACUGCGAAACUUCAUAUGGAGGAGUAUGGAGCUCUCCCAUUCAAAACUUCUCUUUCCCUACACUGUUCAUGAACUGGUACCUACACGGGACCAGUGCCCCGCAGAAGAAUUUAAGGAGUUUUCUCACUUGGACAGAGGUGAGGUAUCUCCCCAGGGAGCACAAGGGAGAAUACUCCACCUGGAUCCAGUAGAAAACUCUUACUUGCUGGUAGAGGAUGAGCAGCUGGUUCUGAAAGCAUUUCGCCUAUUUCACAGCAUUCCUUCCUUUGGCUUUGUGGUGGAAGAGAAGCCCCGGACCGGUAAACUCAAUGUACAGAAGCUGAAAGACCUUGGAGUUCAACCAGGUCCUCUAUAUGGGAAACUGAAGAAUGGAACUGCAGUUGUUCUAGAAAAUGGAGUAAAGAUUUCUCCUUCUGAUGUCUUAGAAGAUCCUAUUCCUGGAAGAAAAAUUUGCAUUUUGGGAGAUUGUUCAGGGGUGGUCGGAGAUGCAGCUGUGAAGCUUUGCUGUGAAGCAGAUGUACUGAUACAUGAAGCCACGCUGGAUGACACCCAAGAGGAAAAGGCCAGAGAGCAUGGUCAUAGCACUCCAAAAAUGGCAGCAGAUUUUGCAAAAUUAUGUAAAGUUAAGAAACUGGUUUUGACUCACUUCAGUCAGCGGUAUAAACCAGCUUCUCAGAGAGGUGAGGGAGACAUGGACAUCACUGAACUGAAGAGACAGGCAGAGUCAGUGUUGGAUGGUCAAGAAGUAACACUAGCUGAGGAUUUUAUGACAAUAGAAAUUCCAAUGAAAAAGUAAAAAUAGUAGUGUUAGCAAGCUCUGUAUGAAGACAUAAAGUAGGAUGGUGUUGGAUAGCCCUUAAAAAUAAUGGUAGGGAUUCUGGUAUCCAGAUUAGUUCUCCGCUCCAUUGCAAGCUGGAGAGAGUACCAGGUACAGUUAGCAUUGCUUUUGUAAAGCAAGAAAAAAGGAUACUCCCGACAUCUGCAACUUGGAAUAAAUUAGUAAGAGGUGGUUUUGGACAUUGACCCUCCCCAGAAACCGAAUGUGUAGACUGGCACAAGCCCCCACAGCCCAGGGGUUUUCCCUGGACCACGGAUUCCUGAAGCAGGGCACUGGAUCGUUUGGUUUAAUACAGCCCUUGGGAAUGUUUGUGCUCUGCACCAGAAUUUAAGAUAUCUUGCCUGUUAGAAGCUUUUGAGCAACAUCUGCUUCGAACUUGUAUACAGUCUUUUGUAACUGUUAUCCAGUUUCUAUGCGAGAGGACUAUUACACUGAAACUAAUAAAGUAUUUAUAGCUCUGCCAAGUGUUUGUAACUGGGGCUGUUGCUAUGCUGAAGUUGAGCUCUUAUAGUUCUCCCUUUGCAUGUGAAGUUUUCUCAUAAAUAAAUACAGUUUAGGCUUCCUGUCAAAA
Molecule: messenger RNA, 2075 nt
Organism: Tyto alba (common barn owl)
Lineage: Eukaryota; Metazoa; Chordata; Aves; Strigiformes; Tytonidae
Gene: ELAC1
Product: elaC ribonuclease Z 1
Exons: 5
Coding region: 374-1462 (362 amino acids)
Cellular component (GO): nucleus
Molecular function (GO): 3'-tRNA processing endoribonuclease activity
Source: RefSeq, a predicted model, not a curated record